This is a messenger RNA of Rhea pennata, 838 nucleotides long. RefSeq names its product family with sequence similarity 167 member B (gene FAM167B). The transcript is spliced from 2 exons. NCBI's taxonomy places the organism in Eukaryota, Metazoa, Chordata, Aves, Rheiformes, Rheidae. Bases 126 to 668 code for a protein of 180 amino acids. The record is from RefSeq and is a predicted model, not a curated record.
AAUAGCCGCGGCUCCCGUGCAGCUGGGGCGAGUGGGUUUCCAGCAGCGAGCGCUCCCUGCUCUGCUGCUUGCCCGGGGGCUUCGGGGCCGGCGGCGGCGCGCCGGGGCGCUGCGCGGGUGCCACCAUGCCCUUCAGCCAACUCAAGUUCAAGGAGCUGGGCGAGGAGGAGCCCGGCUCGGACGAGGAGAGCCUGGACAGCGUGAAGGCGCUGGCGGCCAAGCUGAAGCUGCAGACGCGGCGGCCCUCCUACCUGGAGUGGAAAGCGCGGGUGCAGGGGCUGGAGGGGGCUGGGGGCGCGCGGGGGGCGGAGCGGGCCCCCGCGCGCCCCGACGAGCCACCGGCCGGCGGCCUCUGCGGCUUUGCCUCCGUGGAGGAGGCUCUGGAGUGGCUCAGGACGGAGCUGCGGGAGAUGCAGGCGGCCGACCAGCUCCUGGCCCGGCAGCUGAUGCGCCUGCGGGGGCAGCUGCACCGGCUGAAGGUGGAGCAGGCCUGCCACCGGCACAAGGAGAUGCUGGACGACGCCACCUUCGGCCUCGAGGGCUGCGAGGAAGACUCGGACCUGCUCUGCAACAUCCCGCCCAAGGCCGCCUUCCUGCUCUCCGUGCCGCUCAAGCACAUCGGCGUCACCCGCAUGAACAUCAACUCCCGCCGCUUCUCCCUCUGCUGAGCGCGCCGGACCCCCGGGGGCCCCUCGGCCCAGCGUCGCGGGGCUGCUGGGCGCCGCCGUCCCGCUCCGGACCCAGUGGGGCCCGUGGAGCCGGGGCAGCCACGGUGGCAAACGCAGGAAGCAACCCUUGGGGAAGGAAUAAAAGGAGCCGACGGCGGGAGGUGAUGUUA